Lepisosteus oculatus (spotted gar) is the source of this 2973-nucleotide messenger RNA. The record is from RefSeq and is a predicted model, not a curated record. NCBI's taxonomy places the organism in Eukaryota, Metazoa, Chordata, Actinopteri, Semionotiformes, Lepisosteidae.
GCUUACUGCUGGUGCUUGGAACACAAAAGCAUAGGAAAAGCGACAAACGGGGAAUCUGGACCCGCCUCAUUCGAUUGAUAGCUGUAAUCCCGGACCUGGAGUGCUGUCUGUGUGGAGUUUGCAUGUUCUCCCUGUUUAUUUUGUGAGUUUUUCCUCCGGGGGAUCCGGUUUCCUCCCUCGGACAUGCUGGUGGGUUAAUUGGUUUCUGUAAGUGAGUGUUUGUAUCUGUGCGUGUCCUGCGUGGACAGGGUGUAUCCCGCCUUUUGCCCGUUGCUUGCUGGGAUGGCAAGACUAACUCAUAAUUGCAUCCGAAAAAAUACACAUUCGUAAGUGAGACGCACUUCGGUGGUGCUGCGCGGCACGACACCCCGAUCUGAACCCUCACUAUUGUGUGUUUCAUUCGAAGUGAGAUAUCGGUGGAGGAUUUUGAAGUGGCGUGGGUGUGCCCCCUCUGGGUCUCCCAGCCCACACCGAACCCCGAACCCCGAACCCGAUCCCUGCCCUGGGCUUUGCCGGAGGAGGGGAUGUUAGCGGCCCAAUGCGCCGUGCUGCGGCACUGUACGUCCAGCCGUCACCGGCAGAGGGCAGGCUGUCGUAACGCUCUCAAACGCUCAGCGUCUCAAGUCAGUUCUUCACAAAAACCGAAGACAAAAAGUCCAUCUCUUUCGUGUGUUCAGCCAAAUUAAUUAGCCAUCAUCAGAGAAGAAAAUUAAAGCAGAGCAAGUGCGCGGAAAGCUCUUCAUGUAUUCGUCUGCGAGGUUAGCAUGCGUCAUGGACAACAAUCAUCAAUAAUUUUUGCACAAAAAAAUUAAUAAAUGUUGGUCUGUUUUAUUCUGUAAAAGGCACCAGUUCGAAAUUACCUCAAAAAGGUCGAUCGCGUUUAAUGCACUUUAAGUAGUGUAUGAGACACCAAUACCUGUAACCCUGAUAUAGGAACCAUAGUUGCCAGGAACCAGUUGUGAUCAGGAGAAUGUGUCGGUCGGGGCGCUAUUCAGCAGCGGCACCAGAAGGCUUUGGUGUUAUGUGAUUCGUGGAGUAAGGGCUGCCCGCUGCGUGUGUUGGCGAUGGCGGGCAGGGGCAGAGGCAGAGGCCGGGGUCAGAUGUCCUUCAACGUGGAGGCCAUGGGGCUGGGAAAGGGGGAGCCCCUUCCCCCUUCGACGCUUCAGCCCACCCCCCUGUUCCCGCCCAUGGAGAACAAGCCGGUGCCCCUGCAGGCGGGUGAGGAGGCCGAGUACAUGUUGGCGCUGAAGCAGGAGCUCCGCGGCGCCAUGAAGAACCUGCCCUAUUUCGUGAGGCCCGCCGUGCCAAAGAAAGAUGUGGAGCGCUACUCCGACAAGUACCAGAGCUCGGAGCCGACAGACAACACCAUCGAGUGGACACCUGACUGGAACCGGCUGCCCAGGGAGCUGCGGAUCAGAGUGAGGAAGCCCCCGAAAGAGAAGCCGUUGCAGGUCCCCAAGCGCAGCCAGCAGAAGCGUGUGGACAAGGAGGAGAUCAUCCGCAAACUGGAGACACUUGAAAAGAAGGAGCAGGAGGUCAGCUCGGAGGAAGAGGAAGAGGAGAAGAAACAGGAGGAGGAGGAGCAGGAGAACGAGGAAGAGUACGACGAGGAGGAAUUUGAGGAGGAGACGGACUACGUCAUGUCCUAUUUCGACAACGGCGAGGAAUUUGGGGCGGACAGCGACGACAACAUGGAUGAGGCCAUUUACUGAAGCCAGCGGAAAGCCCGUAUCUCCUCUUUGUUCUGAAUUUUUUAGGAGUGUGCCCUUUUAUUUAUUUUUUUUCUAUGUGGGCAGCAUUGUUUCAUUCCUGGGCUGCCAGACUGAUGGUUUGUGGUCACAACAGAUUUCCGGGGGCAGAUACGUUCACCCUUGACCCUGAACUUCAGGCUGUUUCAUUGGAACUUCAGGUGAAAGGUGAAAGGUCACAAAGGACAGAGGUCGACUUCCUUUCACCCUGAUGGCCUGCUUGUUUGCAUGUUUGGGGAUCCUACAGUCUCGUUGUUCCAGUCUGUUCAGUCCCCCUGAGGGAAUCCGCUGCUCAAAAUGUCUUCAGCGGGCUUGAUGUUCAGUUUUGUCCCUCCAGGGGAAAAGAUUCCAGAUGCCAUUUUACACGUUUCUACAACAGAUCCUUUUUAUUCAAAUGUUCUUUUAUUUUCUUGUAAAACAAACGUUUUAAAGGAAGGGUGUUUUUAAGGGUUUGGGAAGGUUUUCCAGUUUUUACUUAUUUUAAGUCACAAAAUUUUAAGCGAGAGCGGAGGUCGAAUUGUACCAGCAGCAAAGCAAAGCCAGGUUCGGGUGUCCUGCAGAGUUUAGACUUCCCACCAGGUGGAGCUAUUGUCUUUUUGUAGGGUCUGGGUGACAUCAGUGUAGCCUUCCUAGCAGCUGGUUAGUCUAGGUGUAAUAUCAUCUGGAUCUGUGUACUUCUCACUGAAUGUCUUUUUAAAAAUCUCAAGUGUUUUAAAUAUUUUAAUGCAGUUGAUUCAAUUUGCAAAAUGACGUCUCAUGGUAGCCCUGGUUCUGUUCUGUUUCUGCAGUAGAAUAACCCCAGUGUGUAGCUGUAGUUUUAAAGAACUGCCACCAGGUGGUGGUGUCUGAAAUGAACUGCGGGCUCAUUGCCUUCUGUUUUGGAUAUAGGCACAAUUUAAAAUAUCCCGCUGCCUUCAGACACAUGACUUUUUAAACCGUUUUCAGAUGCAUUGCAGUCUUGUGUUUCUGAAAUCUUUUAGGGUCAGGUGAAAGUAACAAUGCGUGUUCAUUCUCGGGCGUGUUUCUGGCAGAAUAGUUACCGCCACUUAAAACGAUGAGGCGCGCCAGGGAAUGAGGCCAGGCGUUUUCCGGAAAAUGCCGAAGUUCGUGCGAAUCGUUUCAAUGCAACUUGGUGAUUUGUAAUUUCAUUGAACUGAUGUGCUGCCGCUGAUAAACGACGUAGGUGCGUCGACAUUAAAUAAAAACGGUAACUUUUGACAUUUCA